AUGUCUCAUCGACAGCCGUACCAUGGGCAGUCGCGCAAGCUCGUAAUUUCUUUCGACAUUGGAACCACUUACAGUGGCGUUUCCUAUUGUCUGCUAGAUCCUGGAGAGGUGCCGGUGAUUCAGGGGGUCAAUCGCUUUCCAGCUCAGGAUAACGGAGGAGACUCCAAGGUCCCCUCUAUCUUGUACUAUGACAAUAAAGGGAAGGUCCGCGCGGUAGGCGCGGAAGCCCUACAGGAGAGCGUCUUGGAGAGAGCAGAAGAUGAAGGCUGGCAUAAGGCUGAAUGGUGGAAGCCCCACCUCCGCCCAAAGCACAUGUCGACAGGGCUCACCGACGCGGAUAUCCCUCCACUACCCCUUGGCAAGGCAGCUGCCGAGAUCCUUGGCGACUUCUUGAGGUACUUGUUCGAGUGCACAAUGACCUACAUCGAACAAACACACGCCCAAAGUCCCGAGUUGUUGGCCUCGCUCAAGGACAGUAUUGACUUUGUGCUGAGCCAUCCCAACGGGUGGGAGGGUCCGCAGCAGGCGCAGAUCCGGAAAGCGGCUGUGCUCGCCGGACUGGUGGGCAAUAAGCCGCAGGACCAGAGCCGCAUUCAGCUCGUCACUGAGGGAGAAGCAAGUUUGCACUUCUGCAUGAACUCGAACCUCGCGACGAGCGCGUUUCAUGAUAACCAGGGAGUCAUCGUCGUUGACGCGGGAGGGGGGACGAUUGAUCUGAGUGCAUACUAUAUGACCAGUAAUCUUGCCUUGUUCGAGGAGAUUGCGCCUACAGACUGUCUCCUCCAGGGAUCCAUCUUCGUCACACGGCGCGCCGAAUCAUACCUGCGAAUAAAGCUUCAAGGGUCAAAGUUCGGCGACGAAUCUGACGUCAAAGAAAUGACCAAGGUAUUCGAUAGCACGACAAAGCUCAGGUUCAGCACUUCUUCGGAGGCCGCGUACAUCAAAUUCGGCACGAUUAGGGACAGGGAUCAGGAUUUCGGUAUCCGGUCGGGGCAGCUCAAGCUCCCGGGCACCGAUGUUGCAAAACUGUUCGAACCCUCAAUCAACGCCGUGAUCGAUGCGGUCAACCAACAGCGCCAGGCAGCGCGCAAGCCUAUAAACAGCGUCUUCCUCGUCGGGGGCUUCGCCGCGAGCGACUGGCUCUUCCACAGCCUCAAGGAGAGCCUCCCGAAGCACGGGCUGAACUUCAGCCGUCCCGACAGUCACACGUCCAAAGCUGUUGCAGACGGCGCGGUCGCCUUUUAUCUCAAACAUGGCGUCUCGACUAGAACGGCUCGCGUCACAUAUGGCACGCGGUCUGCGAUCGAAUACAACAAAACUGACCCGGAACAUAUCAAACGUGCGGGAACAAUCAUACCGAGGCCAUCGGGGCGGUCAGUCCUCCCGAAUGCGUUUAGCCCAAUCUUAUUUAAAGGCAUGCAAGUCUCGGGGAUCAAUAGGGAGUUCCGUAAAGAAUUCAUUACAGAUAGCGCGUCCAGGAUGACGUUCGACAAGGUCUCGAUUGACAUCAUUUGCUAUGAAGGCGACGACCCCGCCCCACGCUGGAUUGACUCCGAACCCGAGAAAUACUGGAAUCUCUGCACCAUUACCGCCGACACGUCGCAAGUCGCCAAGACCAUCAGCUCUCGAAUGGACGUCAACGGGCGGCAGUUCUACCGGCAAGAGUUCAAUUUGGUGCUCACUUUUGGGAUCACAGAGCUUAGUGCCCAGCUGAGCUGGAUGGAAGAUGGAGUUGAACAGAGGAACCCAGCAUCGGUGAUAUACGACCAUGUCAUUGAGGAGCGUCCAUCGCAGUGAUACUUAUGGUUGCGGGUCGUCCCCGCAUUUCUUUUUAUAUACUCGCAUAUAUAUAAGUAUGUCAGCAGGAAGAGUCGUGAUUGAUGCACACUGAAUCCCCG
Coniophora puteana RWD-64-598 SS2 is the source of this 1898-nucleotide messenger RNA. RefSeq lists its product as uncharacterized. The record is from RefSeq and is a predicted model, not a curated record. The coding region runs from base 1 to 1797 and encodes 598 amino acids. Lineage: Eukaryota; Fungi; Basidiomycota; Agaricomycetes; Boletales; Coniophoraceae. The transcript is spliced from 12 exons.